This is a messenger RNA of Anopheles funestus (African malaria mosquito), 6437 nucleotides long. RefSeq names its product protein AF-9 (gene ear). Gene Ontology annotation, cellular component: super elongation complex. Bases 951 to 4070 code for a protein of 1039 amino acids. The record is from RefSeq and is a predicted model, not a curated record. The transcript has 3 exons. Gene Ontology annotation, biological process: regulation of DNA-templated transcription. Lineage: Eukaryota; Metazoa; Arthropoda; Insecta; Diptera; Culicidae.
UCUAUGGCAAGACAUGGAAAGAUCUUAGAAAAAUAUGUUUUUGCAAUGCAAAUAGGAAUUUAUGAAUUAAUUCUAAUUUUGAGUCUACGUUGCCGAAAUACCGGUCUGGUACGAAACAUCCCAACCUCUAUCUGAAUCUCAAUCGAGCGCAAAAAUGUCACUGUCACACUGCGUUUGCGCCCCCACUUUCCACACACAUCACGUCGUCCAUAGCCAGAGACAUUUUUUUAGCAUCGAACUCUCCAAGACGGUGUGCCAAGAAAUAGUACGGCAACGUAUUCGCGCAAACCGACUCCACAUGAAAAAGCUGGUGUCUGAAAAUGUAAACUAGAUUGAACCGUUCAUCAACAUCCAGUGAAUACAACGUGCAGCUCGUUCCCCUUUCUACCGGAAGAAGUUUGUGCAAGUCGGUCCCACCAUAUUCCUUCGCACUCAGGUGUGGUGAUCGAUGCCAAGUGAAAACGUAGCUUUUCACGGGGACACUGUAGCGCGUCUCAGUUGGUGUCAAAGUGUUUUUCCCCAGUGGUCCGUGUGCGCAGGAUACCACCUCGGUAAAAGAUAGCCGAAUUGCAAGGAAGUGCCCACCGGUGGCGUACUGUGGGAUUAGGGUUCCGUUUACAGUUUCCAGAUUUAUCUUAAUAUCAGAGAAAUCGAGUGGGGAAACGGCAAGCAUAACGAGAGGACAGUGUGAAAUAUAUUCCUACUAUAAUCGCCGUGUGUGUAUUGUGCAUGUGUGUAUGUGUAAGCAACAGAACUUGGUGCAUUAGUAAGCAAAACAAACGACGAAAGAGUGUGCUUCCGGAAGGAAUAGCCAAAGUGGUAACAAAAGGCCACUUUGUCCCCAUUAAAACGGUGUUUAGGAAUCCGCUACAUUAGGCGCUUUAAUUUUUAAAACACUUUCCAACCGUGGAUCCGUGGAAGCUGGAGGUUACAGUGCCUACAAUUCUGCCAUGUCGGUGAAGAUUUGCUUCGAAAUUGGUCAUGUGGCCUCCGUCAAGAGUAGGCCAACGGCGGAAGGUUAUACGCACGACUGGGAAUUAUUUGUCCGCGGUUUAGAUGGUAACGAUAUUAGCCAUUUCGUGGACAAGGUUGUCUUCAAUCUGCACGAAUCCUUCCCGAAGCCGAAACGAGUUUUCAAAGAACCACCCUACCUGGUGAAGGAAGCCGGCUAUGCCGGUUUCAUACUGCCCGUGGAAAUUUACUUCAAAAACCGGGACGAUCCGAAAAAGACCGUGUACAACUAUGAUCUUGAUCUGACGCCGACUAAAAAUCAACGCGAAGAGUACGUGUUUCAUCAUCCGUCGGAUGAGUUUCGGCGAAAGUUGCUGAAGGGUGGCGGAUUAAUCAUAUCUGGUAGUACCGGUAGUGCCGGUAAUAGUGUCAGCAAUGAUUACAAAAGCAGCCGUGGCAGCGGUCACAGUGGUGGUAGUAGUGCCGGUACCGAACGACCGUCAAGCAGUAGCUCAUCGCAGGACAAAAAAUCGAAAUCGAAAACAUCCUCCUCGGUUGAUGAUACGAAGGGACAAUUUGCGGAACUGUUUGGUUCACCUUUCUCCCACAAAUCAAGUGGUAGCGUGGGUGGCGGCAGUGGCAGCAACAGCAAGGUAUCACCCGACCCGAAACAAUCGUCUACCAACAAAACGUCACCGGUUGGUAGCGGUAGCGGUAGUGGUAAAGCACAGUCUGGUCAGAAACUUUCGUCUGACGCUAGGACGACGCUUCCAAACUCUUCCACAUCAUCAUCAUCUAUGUCCGCUUCCUCGAAUUCCACAUCGAAGGAGAAAGACAAAUCAUCCUCAUCGAAGCACAAACACUCGAGCCCUAACAAGGAAGGCAAAAAAUCGUCCAACUCCGCAUCGUCGAUGACGGUUCCGAGCGGUAGUGGAGGACUAGUGGAGGAAAAGCAUACUAAAGAUAAGAAGGAUAAAAGUCAUUCGAAGGAACGCGAUAAAGGUGGAAGGGAUAAGAAUGCGAUCAACAGUAGUUCCGGUAGCAGCGGUGGUAACAGCAACGCGCACCCCCUCUCGGGAGCAGCAGUAAACUCGUCAGCAUCAAUGAAGCGGCCAGUAACAGCCAGUCCAAAGAGGUCCAGUACUAGCAGCACAAAUAGCAAUACUAGCCUAAGCAACAACAGUAGCAAUUCUACAGUUCCUAAUAGCAGUAGUGUAGCGUCUACCACUGGAUCCGGUCCGAGCGGUGGUCCAUCCGGAGGCAAAAGCUCUGACAGCAAGCGAAGCGCUAACGAGAAAGAGAAAAAGAGUAGCAAAAAGGAGAAGAAAAGCUACGAAAAGGAUAAGGAACGAACUGAUUCUUCCAAUCAGCGAAAAGCGGAUCGAAGCGGUGAACCCCAGCAAAAGAUCCAAGCAAACGCUGCGUUUGUUUCUGGCUCCGGAAUGUCGAAAGGAGAAGCACCAUCCGCACUGGGAAGCAGUGGGAAAUCAUCCUCUUCUGCUAAUUCUGGAAGCAAAAGUAGUUCCAACAAUGCUUCGCACGAAGCUGUCAAGGAUGGGUCAGCCGGCAAGGCAUCUAGCGCAUCAGCUCGUGAAUCUUUGAACGCUUCCAACUCUACUGCCAGCAAUGCCGGCUACUCGAAGGACAAAAAAAUCCAUCAAAAUUCUAGCGAUGCUGCCACAAAACCGGAUGCUGCUGGAAGUACCUUAACAACAACGGUGCCAUCUGUAAAGGCAUCCGAAAAGGUGGACAAGGAUCGGGAAAAGGACGAAGCACGAAAGCACAAGCACAAAAAGAAAGACAAAACGAAGGACAAAGAAAAGGAGCGAUCGUCCGUCGGUAAGGAUAAGAAGGAUAGAAAAGACAAGGACAAACCUUCCGGCGGGAUUGAUACUGGCUCCGGAAAGGGCAACUAUUUGACACCGACGCGCGAAAGUCUGGCCGGUGGAAUGGAUAGCAUCGCGACGGGAAAAAGUAAAUCGCACAGCACCGGAACUGAUUCGUCAGCGAAACCAACCGGACACGAUCGAGACAAAUCGUCGACUACGGGACAUCUUUUUUCCGGUGCAACCGGUGCCAGACUUACCGUACCACAGGUAGGGAAAUCGAGUACGCCAGUCCUCGAAACACCAGCCGGACAUGGUAGUGGUGAAGAGAAUUCAAAUGAUUCGGAUGCAGUGACCGGUGGUACCGGUGGUGGGGACAAUAGUCGCGCUCCGUCAACGUUGCCGACCGAGAAAGAUUCGGAAGCGUCCAACAGCAGUAUCGCUGAUCUACUGCCGGCCGGUGGUGGUUCAUCUUCGUCCCAUCAGCAAAGACCACCGUCAGCAACAUCGUCCGGUACUACUGGAUCAGGUAGCAGGAUGGCGGAAUCUGACUUAAAAUAUCAUCACCAUAAAGGCAAGAAGGAUAAACCAUCUAGAGCGCAGAGUGGUACCGCGGCCACUCCACCAGUCGAGCCGAAAGACGGUAGCUCCAGCGUUGGCGAACCGAUUAAACGAAGGAAGCGAAAAAAUAAGGACGCUGAUGUGGACAAAACAAAAGACACCGCCGCACCGGAGCUUGCGACUACAACAGGCUUUGCCAGGGAACGGCGCAGUCUCUCGCCACCGUCUCCACCUGCAUCGUCCAACAGUUUAAUGGAGCCACCGGCAAAGAUACCAAAGAAGGAGGAACAUCCGCAUCUUGCUUCGGGAGCAGCUGGCAAAGGCACGGCCCAUGAUACGCUAGAUAACACGCUGAACAAUAACAACAACAACAACAACUUCAAGCAAUCGAUCGCUGGUGGUGGUGGUUCUGCUCCGGAUGAUAAUGGCACCAGCUCGUGCCAUGGUGCGACGGGCAGUAAUCUUGGCGGAAGUGGGACCAGUGUCGGUAGUUCCGGAGCGGGCAAUAAUGCUACCAGCACCGUCUCGCUGACCGGUGAUUACAUGCUAGAACUGAAGGAUCUUCAGCAGAAAAUAAUGACGCUCCAGGACAACACGGAACUGCAGCGAGUAGUGGAGAUGAUAGCUGCCACAGGAUGUUAUGAGAUUACGAGUGCUACCUUUGAUUUCGAUCUUUGUGCGCUGGACCUUAUGACGGUGCGGCGGUUGCAGAACUUUUUCGCCACCUCUUGACAAUAGACAAAGGUUGAAAUGAGCGAGCAGCCGCAUUCCAUUGGAAUGCAUCAUUCAUAUGAAUAUCGUAUACAGUAGUCGGUGAUCUGCCAGCAAUGGAGCAACCGGCUUGAACUACUAUGUUGUAUACUGUACGAGCUUCUUUUUUUAUUAUUUGUCGGUGAAGAAAACAAAAUGGACUAAAAUGUGCUGUGUUCAUCGCUGGAAAGCAUCCGCUUCGCUGUUUCCACGAUACACGGCACUAAUUGGGCGUUGUCAGCAGUUGCGUGGUUUGCGUUGCCGUGAUUAUCGAAAGUUGUAGGUAGAUCAAUGUGUUUGCAUAUAGAGGUUCCGGUUUGUUUGUGGUAUCUCAAUUCGACGUCAUAGUAUCGGUCGGAAAUAUCGCUCCGUUAACUUGUUUUUAAACGACUGACCGUUAUUGAAUUUGGCAAACUGUGCACAUAACGCUUAGUUUAGAGCAGAAGUACCAUACCCUAAUCGACCGGAUUUGCUUAACACACGGAAAAGCGAAGAGAGGAAGAGAGAGAGAGAGGGAAGAGAUUUCAAUGUAGUACGCUGUGCACUUAGACACAAGCACUGAUCGGAAUCGCGUAUGUACCGGUUUCUUGUCAUUUAAGCAUUCAAGUUUCGUCUGACUGCCUCCCCCAAAAUACCCACAUAGGAUAGAGAAAACAAAUGUGCGAUGCCUGUAAGGAGAUAAGGAAAAUCGUUAGCAGUAUGCAAGACUACAGAAUGCUUGUUUAGGAUCCUGGAGGACUGAAGAAAGACCUUUUGCGUGUGCUGUAAAAUGUAUGUGAAUGAAUUGUAUUCGCCAUUUUUUGUUGUUGUAUGCGCAAUGUAGCAUUCCAUUGCUUAACGUACUUUUUUCAUUGUUUGUUGGUUUAACAAAAAUUGUAUAAAGUACAAAAGAUGUUGGUUUGUAAAACUUGCAAACCACGCGCAAACAAGCACUCUUACAAUCUCACAAUAGGACAGGAAUCACAGCCCAAAUCGACCAGGUGUACAGGAGAUAGAGUCCACAGAGACAACUGUUGAAAUAGUCCAGGUUCUAUGCAAUGUUUCAUGUACGAUAACUUUAAUUUGGUUAUUUUACUUUUACGAGUUGUUUUAAACUCGAUCAUUUUUAGGCAUAUUUUGUUUUUCUUUAAUUUUUUAUCCGACGUAUUUUGAUACGUUUACACAACUUUAAUCUUAACGGAACUGAACCAUUUGCUACGUUUCGUCACUCUACUGAUUCUGUUAAAAUGUUCCUCGCUAACCGAUCAUUUAAGCUACGACUUUAGUAUAGUACCCGGGAAAUGGGUAUAAUAGUAACAAUUGCGUAAAGUACACGAAUCAGUGAACGAUCGUUAAAAAGGAUCACUCUCUCAAGACUCACACAAACACACACACAGACAGGGUUGGUUGGCAGAUACGUCGGAAAAAUGAAUUAUUAGCAUGGAUAUAGACGGCAGGGAAGCAAGAGAAUGCAGGUUUUUGGGAAGAUGUUAGUAAUACGUAACUUAUUGAUGAAUAUCAUCGCGCAAUUUUCAAUCUCACAAAAUAGUAAUCCCAGUAGAAGAAGGUAAGGAGAUGUACGCAUACACGUAAUUGCCGUAUAGCCGUAAAGUACAGUGGAAUGUACAGAAUGCAGAAUGCGAAAGGAUCGUGUGGUUUUGUACUCAAAAGACAGCAAAAACACCACGGAAUGGGUGGGCUUUGUGUUAUAACUGAUAGUGUUAGAAACCUGCUAGUGGCUUAAGAGAGAAGAAAAAAAAACACACUCGAUGUUGCCAUUCGGGAAUUAAUUCGAUUUUGUAAUGUAAGCUAGAUAAUGUUUCGUUUUUGCAUUACGUUCUGUUUGCCACUAGUCUAUGGCCUUAGAAAUUCGAGCAAAUGGCCCUGUAAGGAUUGUAAUUGCAGGAAAGUGUUAUUACUGACAUGAGUGAAGUAUCGAUCGUUCUUUUUUACCCCAUUUUUUUAAAUUAUGUUACCAACAUAAUACAUUACCUAUUGUAUAGUUAGUUGUAAAAGGUUUAGGCCAGCAGCAGCCGACGCAGCAGCUUUUUUACUGCACUCUAGUAACGGUUUGUUUUACAUCAUCCACGUUUCGGUGCGUAAAUUACUAUUAACCCUGAGCAAACUCUGGCAAAAGCGAACGAACUGAAUACAUUGAACAUGAAACAAAAGAGCACACACGCGCGUAUUGUAAAUAGCGUACAUGCGUAAUAUAAAUUAUGAUACAGGAGUUAUUUCUAAUGAACGACCCGUGUUUGUGGGGUGGGAUGUGUGUACAUAUAUUAAUAAAUGAUUUGAACGUUAUCAACAUUACGCUGUAAGGACUGUAGCAUAAAGUAAUAAAGAUUAAUUACACAUAUUGUCACCAAC